CACACACACACUUCAAACGAGCUUGUAAACGACUCCCUGCUACUUUUUAUUCUGCUUGUAAAACUGUGUUUCAACUACAGAGUUUUAAAAAGCUGUGUGCUCCACCGGGCCCAUCUGGCAGCAGGCUCCGAGGCCUACUAUCACAUUUCUGAGCACAAAAGGAAAAAGAGAUUUAUUUCCUAUACCGGGUAAAUACAGUCUAACCAUGUGAUCCACACUUGGACCAAUGGGCAGCCGGGAAGAAGGUAAGGGCAGGAAAAAAAAAUACUACCAUUUUAGGGGAGGAUGUAAGCCACUAUACCAGCCCAUCUAACGUUUUACAGUCGCACUUAAGUGUCUUUUUAUUGAAAUAAUAAAAUAAACAUGUCGCUAACGAAUUAUUAUUCCAUGAUGGGGCUCCAGACUGAGGAGCCGUACGGUGCACAUUUCAUCCCGGGAGGCUUGCAGGGUUCGACGGUCGGCUGCGCAAAGCCAGCCCGGAGAGCGGAUGAGGAGGAGGGGACCCCCGGCCCACACAUUCCGGAUUUUUCACAUUUUUCCAACAAACAGACAAGCUUAAACGGCUUCUCUCCCUGGGCGAACACCUCCGCUUCCUCCUCGCCCUCUUCUCCGCAGCUGCAGUCCACCCCCGGCGCCUCCAUCACCGGCCUCUUCCAUCCACAUCCCCUCCUGAGCCACCACCACCCGUACUACGGCCCGCAGACGCAGAGCCACACCGAGCACCUCGCAUCCGCGGCCGCCUCCGAGAGCAGGUUCGUCCGCUGCUGGGAGGGGGGGACUCCCACCUCGGAGACCUCUCUGUCACACACCGGCUUCCCCGGGUGUGUCCCCGCUCAGGGUGACCUCUCCGAUCCGAGCCCGAGGUACGAGGCGGUAGAACCCGAGAGUUCACCGCCGUCACAAGACAGCCCCGGGGAUUCCAGCUUCGCUUCCCCGACUGAGGUGGUCCUCGAGCGGCUUGGGACCGUGGAGGAGCUCGGGAGGAAGCCGGAGCUCAAAAAGGAGGACGAGGAAAGAAAAGCAAAGCCACCACUCGACCCGGAAAACCCAUCAGCCAGUUGGAUCCAUGCUAAAUCCACCCGGAAGAAACGGUGUCCGUACACCAAACACCAGACCCUGGAGCUGGAGAAGGAGUUCCUCUACAACAUGUACCUGACCAGGGACCGGCGCCUGGAGGUGGCAGGACUCUUAAACUUGACAGAGAGGCAGGUCAAAAUCUGGUUCCAGAACAGACGGAUGAAGAUGAAGAAGCUGAUGAUCCGGGAGAGGAGGGGUGUGAAUGAAUGAUGGAUCUGGAGGAGAGGCUGCGGGGAUGUUUGUUUUUGCCAGGGAAGGUGAGGAGGUGGUGAUGUUAUAGCUGAUAAAUGAAACGCCACAAGAUGCCCAACAUCUUAAACAUCAGCUGGCAUGAGCAGGUGUUACUAAUCAUCGGAUUGUGGAGCUAACAUGGCUGCUUUGGAUAACUGCAGUGGUGAAACUGUGUGGGGGAGGCCAGGAUACGUUGUAACACUUUUACAGAAAAAUAUUCCUUUUAACGUCUUAUGGCUUUUUCAUGUCAGGUCCUCUGAACUCUGGUGUACAAUUCUUCCAUCUGCAUGUAGCAAAAUGAAGACAGUCAACCUGUCAGCUGGGGUUCUUGUAAAUAAUGCUCAGAAUAAAAUGUUAAAAUUUACAGGACGAUCCAUAAAUUGAAUUAAGAAAACAUACGAGUAGAUAUCAAAGACUUUGCUCAUUUUAAAACACAUCUGGUUUUGAUGAGGCUGUAUAUCUCACAUGUCCAAAACUGAAACUACUUGACACAUACUUGACUUCACAUAAAUUGUCUGUGCUUUGUGCCAAACUGUGAAUUGCAUUUUAUGAUUUAAUGCUAAAACUCCUCAUAAAAACUGCUUUCAGCGUGCCAGACAUGACUGUACCACUUCUGCUACGGCGUGAAAUAUUCGCCGAGUGUUUAUUUGUAAAUUGAAUAAAAUACUUGGGGGGAAGAAACCUGAACAAACAGAAGCUGGACACUUAAUCAUAAUAAUAAUGCCUAAAAUACAGAAGAGAGUGAGACAAAAUCUAAGAGAUUAAAUGGUGACUUUCUGUGGUAACUACACAGGACUAUGAGGACUUGGUGUGUUUAAUUGAUCCCUUUGCUGGCUUUGAUUUAAAAAUUCUUGGUUUAAAAGACUGUCAUUUGAAGUGAUUUGCAUGGUCCAGUGUUGGCUGGACUUCCUGUCAGUGUACUGUUAUUCAGUCUCAUUGCUCCUGGCUGACAAUACCAUAACCAGUGGUGCAGUGGUAGUUGAUGGGGUGGGUGAAGG
Messenger RNA from Epinephelus fuscoguttatus (brown-marbled grouper), 2306 nucleotides. Its product is annotated as homeobox protein Hox-D9b-like. The transcript is spliced from 2 exons. The record is from RefSeq and is a predicted model, not a curated record. Gene Ontology annotation, molecular function: RNA polymerase II cis-regulatory region sequence-specific DNA binding; DNA-binding transcription factor activity, RNA polymerase II-specific. The coding region runs from base 364 to 1287 and encodes 307 amino acids. Lineage: Eukaryota; Metazoa; Chordata; Actinopteri; Perciformes; Serranidae. Gene Ontology annotation, biological process: proximal/distal pattern formation; embryonic skeletal system morphogenesis; anterior/posterior pattern specification. Gene Ontology annotation, cellular component: nucleus.